This is a messenger RNA of Chlorella variabilis, 813 nucleotides long. RefSeq names its product expressed protein. NCBI's taxonomy places the organism in Eukaryota, Viridiplantae, Chlorophyta, Trebouxiophyceae, Chlorellales, Chlorellaceae. Gene Ontology annotation, molecular function: zinc ion binding; ubiquitin-protein transferase activity. Bases 1 to 813 code for a protein of 270 amino acids. Gene Ontology annotation, cellular component: membrane. The transcript is spliced from 4 exons. Gene Ontology annotation, biological process: protein ubiquitination. The record is from RefSeq and is a predicted model, not a curated record.
AUGACUCCACCAGGAGCAGAGGCGGACGAGGAGCGCCAACCGCUCGUCGGGGCGCCUGCAGCCCGCAGCCCUCGAGUGCAGCGGUGCAGCGGCAGGGCGGACGGCACCACCGCUGCACCGCCCGUCGCCGCCGUUGGACUUGGGCCGCCGGCCACGCCCCCACUAGCAGCAGCAGACCCACAACCAGCAGCGCCGUCGCAGCCCGCCUGCCGGAUAUGCCUGCAAGAGGACGAGGCCGGCAUGUGGGCCCACCACGCCUGCAUCCAGCGCUGGAUCGACGAGAAGCACGACAGCACGUGCGAGGUGUGCAAGGCGCCGUUCCGGGGCGGCUUCCGGGCGCCGCCGCCGCGCCCGCCGCCUGCGCCGCUCGCUGCCUCGCUGCAAACUGACAACGCCGACAACCGCAUCAUCCUGCUGGCGGACCCGGAGACUGGGGCCAUUGUGGCGCGCGUGGUGGUGCCGCCCGGUGGAGAGCCGGGCGAGGGCGAGGGGUGGCGGGGCGAGGAGGAGGAGGAGGCGGGGGAGGAGGCACGCUGCUGCGGCUCCACCCUCUGCUCCGUCGCCAUUGUGGCGCUAGUGCUGGUCUGCCUCCUGGGAGCCUUCUCAUUCAGUGCCGCGGCGCAGGAAGGCGAAGGCGGCGCGGCGGCGGGGGCGGGAGCGUGGCUGGUCAGGGUUGUGCUGCUCACGGCCUGGGUGUGCCUGCGCACAAUGCAGCGGCCGGUGCGCCGGCCGCGGCGGCAGGUUGUGGAUUUAGACGAGGUGCGGCAGCGGUAUGCAGACCUGGAGGCGGGCGUGCCACAGCCACGGCAAUAG